Equus caballus (horse) is the source of this 1195-nucleotide messenger RNA. The record is from RefSeq and is a predicted model, not a curated record. Lineage: Eukaryota; Metazoa; Chordata; Mammalia; Perissodactyla; Equidae.
UUCAGAAUUACUAGAAGUACUUAGUCUUUCUCUUUGCUGCUGUCACUAUUCCAGCAUCCUUUCCAUAUAAGUCCUUUCUUUCUCUGAGCCAUGACUGAAUGAUGUUUCUCCUCUUCCUUUUCAUAGUCUCUGGACUUGGGAUGCAGAAGCCUCAGCUCUUGGUUCCUGUCAUGGCCAUUCCAAAUGGAACUCUGAUCCACCCAGCAUACUUCCUGCUGGUGGGCAUCCCUGGCCUGGGGCCUAAUAUACACUUUUGGCUGGCUUUCCCCCUGUGUUUUAUGUAUGCCUUGGCCACCCUGGGCAACCUGGCCAUUGUCCUCAUCAUCCGUGUGGAAAGGCGGCUGCAUGAGCCCAUGUACCUCUUCCUGGCCAUGCUUUCCACCAUUGACCUAGUCCUCUCCUCAGUCACCAUGCCCAAGAUGGCCAGCCUCUUCCUGACUGGCAUCCAGGAGAUUGAGUUCAACGUUUGCCUGUCCCAGAUGUUCCUUAUCCAUGCUCUGUCAGCCAUGGAGUCAGCUGUCUUGCUGGCCAUGGCUUUUGACCGCUUUGUGGCCAUCUGCCACCCACUGCGGCAUGCUUCUGUGCUCACAGGGCCUACUGUUGCCAAGAUCGGACUAGCUGCCUUGACCAGGGGAUUUGUAUUCUUUUUCCCACUGCCCUUCAUCCUGAAGCGAUUGUCAUACUGCCAAACACAUACUGUCACACACUCCUUCUGUCUGCACCAAGACAUUAUGAAGCUAUCGUGUACUGACACCACAGUCAAUGUAGUAUAUGGACUUUUCGUAAUCCUUUCAGUCAUGGGUGUCGACUCUCUCUUCAUUGGCUUCUCCUACGUCCUCAUCCUGAGGGCCGUGUUGGAGCUGUCCUCUCGGGGGGCAUCACUCAAGGCUUUCAAUACUUGCAUCUCCCAUCUCUGUGCUGUGCUGGUCUUCUAUGUGCCCCUCAUCGGGCUCUCAGUGGUGCACAGGCUGGGUGGUCCUACCUCCUUGCUCCAUGUGAUUAUGGCUAAUAUCUAUCUAUUGCUACCACCUGUGGUUAACCCUCUUGUCUACGGAGCCAAGACCAAGGAGAUCCGUUCAUGGGUCCUCAAUAUGUUCUUACAAGAUGGCAGAUGAGGAGGAUAACCUCCCCAGUGUCCUCAAUCUCUAUCAAAGAUGGCAGGAUUAGAGUCCUAUUGAAUGUCUUGGUGAUUAGA